GCAGCCGAGCUUUCAAUCCAUCAUGGCGGACGGAAUGCAAAAUUCUGGCUUUACACUUUUCUGAGGCGAUGGAUGCCAUUAACGCACUAUCAGGAGCACUAGAAAACUUAUCACUCGAAGCGAGAGAACUUUAUCUCAGCUCAGAGGUUCCAAAGCUUGAAAUACCUCCCAGUCCCUUGGAAUUUUUAAGAGAUUGGGUAAACCCAAAUGUUCCUGUAAUCAUCAAGAACGCGUUCAAUCAUUGGCCAGCGCUUGAAAAAUGGAAUGACGAUUAUUUGAGAGAGAAAAUCGGUCACAGGAGAAUAACUGUUGCUGUGACACCAAACGGGUACGCUGAUGCAGUGGUAGGAAAUAAAUUUGUCAUGCCAGAGGAACGGGAAAUUAAGUUUUCCACGUUUUUGGACAUCCUCGAGGGAAACGUCAAGGAGGAAGGGAUAUUUUACGUUCAGAAACAAAACUCGAACUUAACAGAGGAGUUUCAAGAAUUGUGCGCGGAUGCAGCUUCUGACGUAUCUUGGGCAACUGAAGCAUUUGGUAAACAUCCAGAUGCCGUGAACUUUUGGAUGGGAGAUGAAAGAGCCAUCACCUCGUUACACAAAGAUCAUUACGAAAACCUGUAUUGCGUGAUCUCGGGCAAGAAAGUCUUCACAUUGUUACCACCGAGUGAUCUCCCAUUGAUUCCUUAUGAACUCUACACACCAGCAAGGUUUAGAACCACGGAGAGUGGAGAUUUUGAAAUUGUUGAUGAAAUUGUCGAACACCUCACAGAACUCUCACCAGCGCCCAAAGUUCCUUGGAUAGCUGUUGAUCCGUUAAAUCCAGAUCUUAAAACAUAUCCAAAAUAUGCGAAAGCCAACCCUGUUUCUUGCACAGUGCAGGCAGGAGAGAUGCUAUAUUUGCCUUCUCUUUGGUUUCAUCACGUUCAGCAAUCCCAUGGGUGUAUUGCCAUUAAUUUUUGGUAUGACAUGGAAUAUGACAUCAAGUACAACUAUUUUAAAUUUGUCGAGACGGUGACAGACCUUGUCACCAAGCACUCAGAGAAAGAGUGAUUAAUUUAAAUAAUAAAGGUGGUGGCUGACUUGUAAGGAUCAUGAGACUGGAGUAUGGGUAACGCCUCCUUCACUUACCUGGGUACUAUUUCUUACUUAGUCCUAGUCGGAAAAAUUACCAAAAAAACCCUGACCAAACACCUGACUGGGCAAGGGAAUUUUUUUCAACCCUCUUCUUUGCACAAUGAUAUUAAGUACUAGAAACAAACCAAAAUUCCCAACCAGUUGGAAUAAUUCUACCCUCAGUUGAGGGUGGUAAAGGGGGAUGACCAAAGUAAGCCAAAGGAACCCUUGGGUACCCCCUGACCUUUUUCCUCACUCCCAGGCCUUCCUUUUAAACCUUUAACCAACCUACAUGUCCAGCGUGGAAGGAGUACUCCUAACUUGCGUAUGGCUGGAAGGGCCAAAAAAGAACAGUAUCCUCGACUAGAGAGCCUGUUCACAGGCUGGGGUACUUGGACCAAUUUCUGCUGGGUAUGUGCCACUGGCCUGUCAGAGCCCCUACCCCAUUAUAGUCUAUUCUGUGACCAGUUAGACUCAAUCUUAGUCACUUUUGGGCAAAGUAAUUUCUGCAAUCCCAACUUAGGUCGCUUUCUGUUUAUGCGUCUACCUUAGAAAAAGCUGAACGUAGAACAGCAAUUAUAACUUUUUGACUGCAAAUCUUUAAAUCCCUACUCAACAGAAUUUUGUUACCCCCUAAAUCCCAAAAUGUGCAACCCUGUUCCAGCAACUAUUGAAAAUGCAAAGCCAUUACAGUCAAUCCCCAGUUCCAUGUGUGUUAAUAAUCUCUGCACACGAGUGGCAUUAGUUUGGUAUUAGUUUGUCUCCCCAGUUAAUAUCAAUUUAAGGGGUGCCCAAACAUACUCUCGAUGUGAUGUCACUCAAUCUCUCCUUGUGAUUCACAAGUUAAUAAGAUGUAAUAUCGAAGGAGAAUGAACUCCCUUUUCAGUGUUUGAAAAUGUGGUCAAACAUGGUCUUCCAUGUUGAUAUAUUACCUCAAAACUUUUUUCCAGCAGGUUCUAGAAUGAUUAGACGCAGAGUCAAUGAAGUAUUUGAUUGAUUGUUAGACUGGCAACUGUGUGCCGUUUGAACAAGCUACUUCGGGUACUGGCUGUCAGUUAAAAAUAUAAUAUUGUUACCAAUGUGACACAAAUUUUUAAUCAAUUAAAUACAGAAGCCCACCAUAAAAAAGUAUAAGCGUGUUAUGAAGUUGUUUAUUUUUUUUUAUUAAACAUGAAAUUAAAUUAGUGCUAGUAUCUAAACCAAGAUGAGACAAGCAAUGACGAACAAUGAUGAUGAGGCCUUCUCUCACAAGAGAAAAUAAAAUAACUAUUCAAAGAGUAGACAGCAUAUUGCGAUAGUUUACCAAAACAGCAUUUCAAUGUUUUCACAAGUUAAGCUUUAAAAGAGGCUAAAAAUGCAUCUCAUGA
Molecule: messenger RNA, 2479 nt
Organism: Orbicella faveolata
Lineage: Eukaryota; Metazoa; Cnidaria; Anthozoa; Scleractinia; Merulinidae
Product: bifunctional peptidase and (3S)-lysyl hydroxylase Jmjd7-like
Source: RefSeq, a predicted model, not a curated record